Molecule: messenger RNA, 4778 nt
Organism: Oncorhynchus tshawytscha (Chinook salmon)
Lineage: Eukaryota; Metazoa; Chordata; Actinopteri; Salmoniformes; Salmonidae
Gene: tlr1
Product: toll-like receptor 1
Exons: 2
Coding region: 218-2644 (808 amino acids)
Biological process (GO): inflammatory response; toll-like receptor signaling pathway; immune response
Cellular component (GO): membrane
Molecular function (GO): protein binding; transmembrane signaling receptor activity
Source: RefSeq, a predicted model, not a curated record
UUCACAUGUCUGUUUCCCCUCUGCUCAACAUUUACUGUAAGCUCAGAGAGAGGGUUAGAGUGAGCGUGAUAAGGUGAUAGGACGAGUGUGAGUGAGAGAAAUCGCAAAGGUAAAGAGAGAUUUAUCUGAAAGUGAGAGACGAACUGACUGUGACUGACUCAACAUUAUCUCAACAAACGCAUCACUUGAAAAGCCAUAGGAUACUGAAAAGACAGAGAUGAGGGCUGUGGCAGUCACCCUCUGGGCCGUGGCUGCGUUAAUGGGAGUCCAUCAGAGCACACACUCCUCCUCAGAAAUCCAUACCAUUAUUGUCAACCUCUCCUCCAAAAACAUAUCCGCUGUUCCCAGAAACCUGCCUCCAUGCACCGAAGCCCUGGACCUCUCCCAGAACAACAUACACAAACUUGGCCAUGAGGAUUUCCAAGUCACAACUCACCUGAGAUUCCUCAACUUGUCUUGGAAUGUCUUGGAGGAUAUCGAUCCGGAGACGUUUCAUCCCACUCCGCUCCUGGAGAGUCUGGACCUCUCACACAACCAGCUCCAGAACUUAUCUGAUCAACGGUACUUGCUGUUAGCGCUGAACCUCAGAGACCUAGAUCUGACCUUUAACAUGUUCCACACCAUGACCCUGGGGGUGGAGUUCCACAGCCUGACGAAGCUGGAGAGACUGGGGCUCGGAGCAAAAAUCAUCAGGGUGGAGGAUUUCAUCAACAUCACUGACGUACACCUGCAAACUUUGACCCUUCGUCUGGAGUAUCUCACAGCCUAUGAGAGUGGCAGUCUGAGUGACGUCCAGGCGGAGAAGGUCAGCAUCGGCCUGACGAACAAACCCACCGAUCGAAAUCUGAUCGCAGACGCCCUGUUGAUGUUCAACGAGGUUGAGCUGAUGGGUAUGAACAUCAAUGGCUUGGUAGCCAGUUACCUGGUGGAACUUGUGAAGGAGAGAAGGGCAGUCAACACCACACAUCUUUACCUGACAAAUAUGGCCAUCACCUGGAAGCACCUGACAAACACCAUAAACGCUGUGUUCGAAUCCCCCAUCAUCCACCUGAGCACUUCAGACGUGGCCAUCCACACUCCACCUGUGAGUGACACCCCAGGAAGAAACACGUCCCACACUAAAUCCUUCUCUGCCAGGCGAGCGGGGGUGGUUAGCUUUUUCUUCUCCCUGGAAGUCCUCUGUAACUUCUUCAUCAACAUGCCGGUGGAGCGUCUGGCGAUGACUGAGACAUCCAUCAUACACAUGACCUGCCCCAAGUUGCCCAGUGGGAUACUGCAGCUAGACUUCUCAGAUUGUGCCUUGGCUGAUACGGUCUUCUCCAGAGUAGAACAGCAAAUCACUGUAGAGUGUACAACCCUGAAUAAAGUAAACAUCCUGGUUCUGAGAGGGAACAACCUCAGGUCCCUUCAAACCCUGAGCAAGAGGGUCCAGAACAUGAUCUCUCUGCGUCACCUGGACCUCAGCCUCAACUCGUUGGUUUACAGCGGCCAGGAAUGCCACUGGCCACCGAACAUUGUCCACCUGAACCUAUCUUCCAAUGGGCUGAGUGAGUCGGUAUUUAGCUGCCUGCCGAAUGGCACCGUCAGCCUGGACCUCCAGAACAACCAGAUCUCCACUGUACCAGAGACCCUGCUGGCCCUGGACUCCCUCCUGGCCCUGGACCUGAGUGCCAACCGGCUGAGGGACCUCCCGGUGUGUGCUGGAUUCCCACACCUUAAGUAUCUCCUUCUCAGGGAAAACUCCCUCCAUGCCCCAUCUGUGAGAGUUCUGGAGACUUGCCCUGUUCUACAGGUUCUAGAUGCCAGCCGAAACCCCUUCACCUGUACGUGUGGCCUGAGGGGCUUCAGCGAUCUGGGUGCUGGGACUGGCCUGGGCAGCAGACACCCUGCAAUCCAACUUCUCCACUGGCCAGGAGCCUAUCGCUGCAGCUAUCCCGAAGCCUGGAAGAACUCCACACUGGAGGGCUUCCAGAUCCCUGAGAUCUCCUGCAAUGUCGGCCUGCUGGCAACGGCCAUCUUGUGCCCGGCAGUGGCUGUUAUCAUUGUUAUGGUGACUCUGUGCCACCACCUGGACAUUCCAUGGUACCUGGGCAUGAUCCGGCAGUGGACCCGGGCAAAGUACCGUGCCAGGACCCAGCAGGUCCGGCCCGAGGAACUGGAGGGGGUGGUGUUCCACGCCUUUGUGUCCUACAGCCAGCAUGAUGCAGAUUGGGUCAAGGGCCAGCUCUUGCCUAAUCUGGAAGGCUCCGGCGGGGGCCUCCACAUCUGCCGCCAUGAGAGGGACUUCGUCCCGGGGAAGACGAUCGUGGAGAACAUCAUCCAAUGCGUGGAGAGGAGCCGGCGCUGUGUGUUCGUCCUCUCUCGCCACUUCGUCCGGAGCGAGUGGUGCCACUAUGAGCUGUACUUUGCCAGCCACCAGCGGUUGACCCGAGGGUCUGACAGUGUGAUCCUGGUGCUCCUGGAGCCUCUGCCUCAGUACAUGAUCCCCUCCAAGUACUAUCAGCUAAAGGCCAUGAUGGGCAGACACACCUAUCUGGAGUGGCCCCAGGACAGGGGCAAGCACAGGCUGUUCUGGGCCAAUCUCAGGGCUGCACUGCAGGCUGACCUGCCCACUGCACCUGUACGAGACGACGUGGAUGAGUGAGAGGGAGAGAGAAAAUAAGACAAAUUGGGGUAGAAAAAUAUUGAUAUAUUUCUUUAAUGUUAUCUAGAAAUAUCAAAAAUACUCUCACAUUUGUCAACUUUCCAACAAUCUCACAAUUAUUUAGAACGUAUUUUAAUCUAUACACUUCAUAAAAUGCUGCCAAUUGGAUCAUCUCUAAAUAAUCUGAGUGUCAAAGCCAAUGACAAAUUUUCAAACGUCGCUUUACACACGUGUGUUCUGGCUCUGGCCCAACCCAUUGGUUUUUGGGACCAAUCCAUUCCAGAAAUUGUUGUGGAGGUACUCAAACCAGUCUCAUUGUGGAGAAGAAAAGUAUGUCUGUGGGCGUGCCAUAGUGUUUGGCCGGAGCAAAGAGUUUGGGUAGCCAGGCAACACAAAAUGAUCCAAAAAUGAAAAAUAAUCUAAAAGUAUCAAGAAAACCAAUGACAGAGAGCAAAUACCACAGACACAAUAGACCAAUCCCUGUUAAGUAUCCCCAAAAACAGAAUCCUUCCCAAGUACAGAACCUUCUCAUGUUAGCAAGAACAUCCUUUGAAAGUCAUUAUCUAAUUUUAAGGCAAGUAGUACAACAAGGGGGAAAAGUACAGAAGAUUUUACGCUCAUGAGUAACAUUAGCACCACAGAUAAACCCUAGAAAGAGGGAAACAAGUAAUUUAUCUCUUUCUAAUUAUUGUUAUUUGGUCAUAGAGGGGGUCAGGAGUCCAAUUGUCAGGUCUGAUGGAAGACGACGAUGCUCUUCUGGGCACACAAGCGGCACAGCGAACAGCGUUUCACUGUGGACAUUAGACCCAUGAGCCAAAUGUUAGAUGUCCAAGUGUCAAAGUUGAAGGGGUCAGAAGUCAGGGCAGGGACUGGAUGAUGAUGAUCUUCUCAUUGAUACAGAAACGGUGGAGGACAGUGUGCAGGUUCUCCGUGCAGAGUGACACCUGUCUCUCCACGGCCAGACGGAAGUCCUCCUUCACCCCCUUAGUGAUGCCACACGUCACUGUACGGUGCCUACAUGGCAGAGGAACACAGACAAUGGGUGUGUAUGAGAAAGAAACGCUUUCUAACGUUUUCUUAGUAUCAUGGACUCCAUCAAGUACCAGCAGAUAUUAAAUCAGAACUUGACUGCCUCUGCUAGGAAGCUUAAAAUGGGGCGUGGUUGGAUCUUCCAGCAGGACAAUGAUCCAAAGCACACCUCAAUAUCAACAAAAAAAUGGUUCUCUGACCACAGAAUCAAGAUUUUGCCAUGGCCAUCCCAGUCCUCUGACCUACCCCCCCCCCCAUAGGAAAGCUAUGGGAUGAGCUGAAGAAGAGAGUCCACAAGAGUGGACAUCAGAAUCUGGAGAGAUUAUGUAUGGAGGAAUGGUCUCCGAUUCCUUGCCAUGUGUUCUCUAACCUCAUUACGCAUUAUAGGAGAAUACUCAGAGCUGUUAUCUUUGGAAAGGGAGGUUGCACAAAGUAUUGAAUGAAGGCGUUCCAAUAAUUGUGACACACAUAUAUUUGAGAAAAGAAUAUUUGUUUUAUGAUAAACAAUACAUUUUUUCUUUCAAUUAUUUGACUUUAAUUAAAAGGUUAGAUUUUUGUGAAUAUUUUGAAUGAAAGACCAAGAGGAUAAACAAUAAAUCAUUUUUGCUCAUAUUUACUAAGGGUGUAAAUGGUACCUGCGGGACAGGUACAAAAUGGCAACAACAUCUGCCCGAGUUACACCAGGAACGCACAAUCCCUCCAUCAGUGCUCAGACUAUCCUCAAUAGGCUGAGAGAGGCUGGACUGAGGACUUGUAGGCCUGUUGUAAGGUAGGUCCUCACCAGACAUCACCGGCAAACAACGUUGCCUAUGAGCACAAACGCACCGUCGCUGGACCAGACAGGACUGGCAAAAAGUGCUCUUCACUGACGAGUCGCGGUUUUGUCUCACCAGGGGUGAUGGUCGGAUUCGUGUUUAUCGUCGAAGGAAUGAGCAUUACACCGAGGCCUGUACUUUGGAGCGGGAUCAAUUUGGAGGUGGAGGGUCCGUUAUGGCCUGUGGCGGUGUGUCCUAGCAUCAUCGGACUGAGCUUUUUUGUCAUUGCAGGCAAUCUCAACGCUGUGCGUUACAGAGAGGACAUCCUCCUCCCUCAUGUGGUACCCUUC